AUGGUAAAAGGGGCUCUCCGCCCUUUGACUCAGCUUUUCAAAUCUAAAACGCCCUUUCCUCAAAGGUUGGUAAAGAAGAAGAAAGAUGCUAAGUUCGAGAAAUUUUAUGAUCAGCUGAAGUGGUUAUCUCUGAACUUUCCAUUCUUGGAUGUUGUCAAGGAGAUGCCCGGUUUUGCUAAACACUUGAAAGACCUGUUGACCAAGAAGAAGACGGUGCAACAUGAAACCAUGAGUUUGACUCACACUGUGAGUUCCAUUCUUUCAACAACUACUGUCCAGAAAAAGGGAGAUCCUGGGGCGUUCACCAUUUCGUGUUCUAUUGGGUACCAUGGUUUUGCUCGUGCUCUAUGUGACGAUGGGACAAGUAUAAAUUUUAUGCCACUUGCUAUCUACAAGCAAUCAGGUUUGGGCAUGCCAAGGCUGACUACUAUGAGAUUACAGAUGGUUGAUAGAUCUAUUAAGCGGCAGGUUGGCAUGGUUGAUGAUGUUCUUGUGUGGGUUGAUAAAUUUAUGUUGCCCACUGAUUUUGUGAUUCUUGACUGUGCUGUUGAUCAGGAUAUUCCUAUUAUCCUAGGGAGACCUUUCCUUGCUACGGGAAGAGCUCUUAUGGAUUUGAAAAAAGAACGAAAUAAAAUUUCGAGUCAAUGA
Lycium ferocissimum is the source of this 648-nucleotide messenger RNA. RefSeq lists its product as uncharacterized. The transcript has a single exon. The record is from RefSeq and is a predicted model, not a curated record. The coding region runs from base 1 to 648 and encodes 215 amino acids. Lineage: Eukaryota; Viridiplantae; Streptophyta; Magnoliopsida; Solanales; Solanaceae.